Molecule: messenger RNA, 1104 nt
Organism: Brenthis ino (lesser marbled fritillary)
Lineage: Eukaryota; Metazoa; Arthropoda; Insecta; Lepidoptera; Nymphalidae
Source: the annotation of a GenBank genome assembly
AUGACAGUUGACACGUUUGGUUUUAACAACACUACGGAGAUCGUAUACAUGGCGCGGAGGUCGCAUAUCACCUCAGGUAUUGAAAAGGCCUACAGAAAAAUCUGCAGCAGUAUAGAUGCGAAGUCACUUUGGCGUCCAGAAUUCGGUUCUUAUAUGAUUGAAGGAACGCCAGGGAAACCAUACGGAGGUCUACUCGUACAUUUUAAUAUAGUAGAGGCAAACAUGAAAAAUCGCCGAGCUGAAGCUAGUGGUCUCUUAAAAGAUGGUGAAGUUUUAAUGAGUAUUACAAACUUUCCUAGACUAGGCUGUCCAAAGUUCACCAGUCCACCAUAUACCCCGACGCCGGAUAAAGGUGUAACGAGGUCAUAUUUCUUUCCUGAUGAGGGAAUAUUUCAUGGACAUCCGCGUUUCAAGACACUAACUUCAAAUAUACGGAAAAGAAGAGGAGAAAGACUGGCGAUAAAUGUUCCAGUUUUUCGGGAUACAAACACUAAGAUUCCAGUGGACGAUUCACACAAACUCGCACCAGGGAUAGCGCUGCCAGACUGCGUGUAUAUGGAUACUAUGGGUCUCGGCAUGGGCUGCUGCUGUCUGCAAGUAACCUUCCAGGCUUGUGGCAUAUCCGAGGCUCGCACUCUUUACGACCAACUGGCACCAUUGUACCCCAUCAUGCUUGCGCUCUCUGCCGCGGCGCCGAUCUUCCGCGGCUUCCUCACCGACGUGGACUGCCGCUGGAACGUGAUCUCCGCGUCGGUGGACUGUCGCACGCGCGAGGAGCGCGGCCUCCACCCGCUCAAGAAUAAUAAGUUUUGUAUCUCUAAGUCCAGAUACGACUCCAUCGACUCCUACCUCUCGCCUGAACAUGAAAUAUUAUUCGUUGCAACUUGUGCGUCCGUUUUCAGCAGAUAUAACGAUAUACCCAUAAUAUACGACCCAGCAAUCUACCGACGUCUGCGCGAGGGAGGCAUCGACCAUCAUUUAGGUUGCAUGUCGCGCAUCUUUUUAUACGAGAUACCAUUUCUUUAUUCUCAGAGAAAGUCCACCAGGAUGAUUCUAACGAUACAGAUCACUUCGAGGUGUACUAGGGGAGUAACUCGCGUGUAU